GGAACAGUCAAAAACACGUUCGUCCAUAAGAAAAAAACCUGUUCCCAAUUGAUUGACGACAGGCGGAGUAAGAUGGCCGCGGAAGAGGAGAACGCCGCCGAGCUUAAGAUCGGAGACGACUUUCUCAAGGCCAAGUGUCUCAUGAACUGUGAGGUCGCUUUGAUUCUGGAGCACAAGUAUGAGCAGCUUCAGCAGAUGUCCGAGGAUCCAACAACCCAUAUUUCUCAAGUGUUUGAGAAGUCGCUUCAGUAUGUGAAGCGGUUCAGCUCCUUCAAGACCACAGAUGCCGUAAGACAAGCUCGGGAAAUCCUCAGCAGAUACCAACUUGCCGAGUUUGAGCUUUGUGUUUUGGGAAACCUUUGCCCGGAAACCGUCGAGGAAGCCAUUGCCAUGGUCCCAUCUCUCAAGAACAGAGGACGGUCGUUGGAUGAUGAGGUGAUUGAGAAGAUGUUGAACGACCUGUCCAUGAUCAAGAAGUUUGAGUAGGAGUUUCUUCUCUUGUUCUUUUUGCCCUUUUUGUUGUUCAAAGGCUAAGGGUCAAGAACUCAUGGCACUCCAAUAUCUUUGUCAAGGAGAAUCAUUGAAACUAUUGCAAGUAUCUCUUUCAUGCAAUGAAUCAUUCCUCUUUUCCUCAUUUAGCUAUUUAGUGUCUGUUUUGGGAAAAUGCUUUCAGUUAGCAUUUUGAAUAAUUUUUUAGUGACACA
Cuscuta campestris is the source of this 704-nucleotide messenger RNA. Lineage: Eukaryota; Viridiplantae; Streptophyta; Magnoliopsida; Solanales; Convolvulaceae. The record is from the annotation of a GenBank genome assembly.